Molecule: messenger RNA, 1701 nt
Organism: Zygosaccharomyces rouxii
Lineage: Eukaryota; Fungi; Ascomycota; Saccharomycetes; Saccharomycetales; Saccharomycetaceae
Gene: ASH1
Product: DNA-binding transcription repressor ASH1
Exons: 1
Coding region: 1-1701 (566 amino acids)
Biological process (GO): regulation of DNA-templated transcription
Molecular function (GO): sequence-specific DNA binding; zinc ion binding
Source: RefSeq, a predicted model, not a curated record
AUGUCUACCGCUGUGAACAGCUAUUCUAUAUCGUCACCACCACCUGCUUCAGUCCCUCCAAUGCCAACUUCUACUGCUUCUGCUGGUUCGGAUGACAGGAGAAGAAGCGCUUUUGACGACCUUUUACUUUUACCAUCUUUCCCGUCUCAAUUUUCCAAUACUCAAAGUUAUUCCUGUUAUUCUACUAGGCAGUUGCCGCCAACGCUACCAACAGCGGGACGCCCAUUGGGAGAAGAAUGGCAACGGAAAUACAGUACUGCUCCUGCAUCACCUCAUCAUCAUAGUUAUGCGGUUACUCCCAAAAAUUCACCAUCUGUCUCUAAGGCUCAAUUAGCAACACCAGUUACAGUUAAUCGUCACGGACAAGAUGCACUACCUUCUCUAAGACAUUUACAACUAUUACCAGAUCCAAGAAUUCAAGAAUAUGCAUACAUGUAUCCUGAUACUUCUGAAUUUACACCAUGGUGGAAGAGAAAUCUAAUGCAUUGGUGUAAAUCAACAAAUUAUCAUUCUUAUACAAAGAUAGUCCAUGAAGUUUCUCAUGAUAGGACUCAAUUAUCGGCACUUUUAAGAGGUACACAUUCAUCAACGCCACAACAAAACCAACAACAUCAAAAUGAACACCAGCAAUAUCAAUUUCAGCAACAUCAACAACAGCAACAUCAAUAUCAGCAUCAACAACAUGUCCCAUCUGUUUUAGAACCAAAGGAUACUUUUAAAGAAUUAUCAAAUAGUGCUUCGGCACCAAUGACGCCACCAAUGAGCCCCGGUCAUGAUGAAAAUUUAGGAUCUUCCAAUUUACCAGUUGAGUUUACGCCUUUUGUCAGUGAUAAGUUGGUCCAAACGGUCAAAAAAGAGCUUCACACUCCAAGUCAUCGCCAUAGGAAGACAAAUAGCUUUAGAGCUCUGCAAUUAAAACGCCUCCUCGACAAUCGUGAUGUUUUAUCGGUUAAUUCGAGGCCUUCGUGUGACAAGUUUAAAGUGACGAAACCUACAGUCAAUGUUGCAAACGUAACGCCAGCGACGACAACGACAGCAGCUGCUGGUUUCAUUCCAUCACAACUACCAACACCUUCGCGUAGUAAUAGGUCGAUAGGUAGUGCCGCUAGACAACUGGCGCUUAAGAUGGAUGCACGCAGUUCACCAAGUCCAACGAGAAUCGUCGAUAAUUUAGAUUCGAAUUACCAAUCUACUCCAUUAAACAGAUCUAGAUCAAGAUCAAUCUCCCCAGUACGCCCUGCCACACCGCCACACGGAACACAAACUUCCAAAUACCACAGGUUUUCACUAGAAUCGCCUCAAAGUCCCGUUGUGACAUCAGUUAAAAAGAGCACAUUUCAAGGUAUAAGCGCCAAGACCUCACCGACGAGAAGACCGAGUACGUCCAGUCACGGCUUAAGGAAAUGUGUUUCUUGUCAUUCUAGUGACUCACCAUGCUGGAGACCAUCGUGGUCAGGACGUAAACAAGACCAAUUGUGUAACUCAUGUGGAUUAAGGUACAAGAAGACACAUACGAGAUGUUUGAACGAAUCGUGCCGUAAAAUUCCAACAAAGGGUGAAUUGAGUAUUAUGAAGACUAAUGGUGUAUUUAAAGAGCAAAGAGAAGCUGAAGAAGUCGCAAAAGGUUACAGAUGUCUAUUUUGUAACGGUAUAACACAGACUGAAGGUCUUUUAGAAACAACGACAAUGAGAAAUGCUUGA